Messenger RNA from Acaulospora morrowiae, 140 nucleotides. The record is from the annotation of a GenBank genome assembly. Lineage: Eukaryota; Fungi; Glomeromycota; Glomeromycetes; Diversisporales; Acaulosporaceae.
AUUUGUCCGGACAAGCUGUUUGUCCUCUGAAGUCGUUUCUGAUCCCUGAAUGGUUGACUAAGCCUUCCCUCCUUAGUAAUCAAGGAUCGUCUCCAGGCCUUGGACAAGAACGUUUACGCGAAACACUGCAUGAAGGUUGA